Molecule: messenger RNA, 993 nt
Organism: Phycomyces blakesleeanus NRRL 1555(-)
Lineage: Eukaryota; Fungi; Mucoromycota; Mucoromycetes; Mucorales; Phycomycetaceae
Exons: 8
Coding region: 1-993 (330 amino acids)
Biological process (GO): protein phosphorylation; intracellular signal transduction
Cellular component (GO): cytoplasm
Molecular function (GO): ATP binding; protein serine/threonine kinase activity
Source: RefSeq, a predicted model, not a curated record
AUGCCACACUUCUCUGUUUUCCACUCAUGGACGCACUCUCGAAAGCAUGUUCAAUCCUCCACAACAACCUACCGCCUAUUAAACGAACUUGGCAACGGAUCUUCAGGAAUUGUUCAUCUCGCAAUAGACAAAAAGACUAGAUUAUGCUAUGCUAUCAAGCAAAUCGGAAAGACUCGCCUUGAACGCCAAGAGACCACUACCCGGCUCUUUGGGGCUGGUCCUCACCAUCCCCGCUCUGGUCUCGGCAUUUCGGCUCAUCCAAAUCAAGCCACUUGUGCAUCCAAACGACGUCGAUUUAAUACAGUGGCGCCACUGCCAGUUCCUUCAGUUUCAAAAGAAGUUCUUGUCAUGCGACGCUUAGAUCACCCCAAUAUCAUUCGCCUAGUUGAUGUUGUCGAUGAUCCUAAAACAAAAUCUUUGAUGAUGGUCAUGGAACAUUUGGAUCCUAGGCCACUGAUGGACAUAGCACCUAAUACUAUAUGCUCUCCAUACUCACAACAACAAUGUCGUAUUUUAUUUAAGCAAAUUCUGGAUGCAGUAGAGCAUAUUCACUGCAAAGGUAUUAUUCACAGAGAUAUCAAGCCACAAAAUAUUCUCUUGUCAUCUGAAAAAGUUCUCAAGAUCAUCGACUUUGGCAGUGCUAUCUUUUACGAUGACACCACUCCUCUAAGCCCAAUGUUGUACGGCGGAACACCUGCCUUUAUGGCUCCAGAAGUAGUCAGAAAACCACCCCCUGGUUAUAAGCAGCCAAAGACCUCUGGAGAUGUCUGGUCCGUUGGUGUAACACUUUAUUGUCUAGUCUAUGGUCGUCUCCCAUUUGAAAAAAAGAGUCGAAUAGAUUUAUUGAAUUCGAUCGAAUACGACUCAAUUGUCCAUUCUCCAGAAAUAGAUUCGGAUCUACGUGAUCUGUUGGACGGGUUACUGACAAAAGAUCCUUGCCAGCGGCUAACAAUAGCAGAAGCAAAGGUACAUCCCUGGGUCACACAUCCAUAA